CUAUGAAGAAUUUAAAAAGAAAAAGCAAAUAAAAAGAAAGAGAAAGAGAGAAAAAAAAAGAAAAAGAAAAGUCUCUCUCUCUCUCUCUCUCUCUUUCUCUCCCAGAUUCUCUCUCCUCCUGCGGAUCAUAUUUUUAUUUCUUUCACUUUCCUUUGGUUUUCUCGGCGGCUUCAUUCGAAUCGUUUUUUCCUUUUUUUUUCUGGGGGAUAAAGCUUCCUCCUUUCCGUUAACGCCAUGUCGGACAAAGGCCGCCCCUUGCCCAAGUUUGGAGAAUGGGAUGUGAAUGAUCCAGCAUCAGCAGAAGGUUUCACAGUCAUAUUCAACAAAGCUAGGGAUGAGAAGAAGACCGGUGGCAAGCCAGGAUCGCCUGGUAAAUCCACUGAUGGUCAUGCUAAGUCCGGAGGAGGAGGAGGAGGAGAUCCUAGUAAAACCCAGCCUAAAAAGUGGCUCUGCUGCAUGCAAUCUCCAGCAGUGGACUCUUGACGGACACAAAAAUUGGAUUUUACUUGCUGCCAAGUAAAAAAAAAAAGAAGAAGGUUACAUUGCUUAGACAUGUAAAGCAAUGUUCUUUUCUUUUUAUGUUUUAUUGUCUUUCUUGAAAGUAUCCACACCACAACAACAAAAAAAGUUCUUAAGAUGAUUUGGAGGCCCCCUUUAGUAUUCACGAUAAUGAUUUUCCUUCUUCUUUGAAGUUGUUUGUUAUUCUAAUCGUGUUGCAACUUUUAUUGGAAAAAAAAAAAGAAAAAAAAACAUAGUUAUUGUGUGUGUA
Molecule: messenger RNA, 769 nt
Organism: Brassica oleracea var. oleracea
Lineage: Eukaryota; Viridiplantae; Streptophyta; Magnoliopsida; Brassicales; Brassicaceae
Exons: 3
Coding region: 235-483 (82 amino acids)
Source: RefSeq, a predicted model, not a curated record